AGGCGGCAGGUAGCCUAGUGGUUAGAGUGUAGAGGUGGCAGGUAGACUAGUGGUUAGAGUGUAGGGACGGCAGGUAGCCUGGUGGUUAGAGUGUAGGGACGGCAGGUAGCCUGGUGGUUAGAGUGUAGGGACGGCAGGUAGACUAGUGGUUAGAGUGUAGGGACGGCAGGUAGCCUAGUGGUUAGAGUGUAGAGGUGGCAGGUAGACUAGUGGUUAGAGUGUAGGGACGGCAGGUAGCCUGGUGGUUAGAGUGUAGGGACGGCAGGUAGCCUGGUGGUUAGAGUGUAGGGACGGCAGGUAGACUAGUGGUUAGAGUGUAGGGACGGCAGGUAGCCUAGUGGUCAGAGUGUAGGGACGGCAGGUAGCCUAGUGGUUAGAGUGUAGGGGGGGCAGGUAGCCUAGUGGUUAGAGUGUAGGGACGGCAGGUAGCCUAGUGGUUAGAGUGUAGGGACGGCAGGUAGACUAGUGGUUAGAGUGUAGGGACGGCAGGUAGCCUGGUGGUUAGAGUGUAGGGACGGCAGGUAGCCUAGUGGUUAGAGUGUAGGGGGGGGCAGGUAGUCUAGUGGUUAGAGUGUAGGGACGGCAGGUAGCCUAGUGGUUAGAGUGUAGGGACGGCAGGGUAGCCUAGUGGUUAGAGUGUAGGGACGGCAGGUAGCCUAGUGGUUAGAGUGUAGGGACGGCAGGUAGCCUAGUGGUUAGAGUGUAGGGACGGCAGGUAGCCUGGUGGUUAGAGCGUUGGGCCGGUAACCGAUAGGUUGGCUGGAUCGAAUCCCCGAGCUGACAAGGUACAACUCUGUCCCUGAACAAGGCAGUUAACCCGCUGUUCCCCGGUAGGCCAUCGUUGUAAAUAAGAAUUUGUUCUUAACUGACUUUCCUAGUUAAAUAAAGGUUACACACAUUUAGUUUCGGUAUCAGACUAAUUUUCUUAUGGUUUUGUUUGCAGAGAAUACAGGCUGGCAGUUUAUCACCAGUUCACCCUAUGGGCACAUGGGAGAAUUGGACGAGGUGUACGGCGUCUCAUCCCUGCGUGUGUCGUCUCUUCGAUAAGGCGCGCAUACCCAGAAGCAAGUGGCAUCUACAUUGAGUUUGAAUAAAACCAGUUCAUUUAGUAAAUGUAGCCUAGCCUGAAGACAUAGACCUAAUACCUGCGCCUUAUGUAAAAAAUAGUACUCGUUAGCUUGUCCACUAUAACAACAGGUUCAAGAGUAACCAGAUAAACUUGCUUUGAAGAUAAAACUACUUUCAACGUGCAGUAACCCUGUGUCCCUGUCGCUAGAGUAGUGACUUUAACUAGCUUUGGCUGCCAUCUAGUGGAAAGGAAUGGUAACUACACUGGACAGCUAGUUGUCAGAGUCAAAGAAGACUUUAAUAAUAAAUGUCAUUUAGCUGACGCCUUUAUUGAAAGUGACCUGGCUACAUGGUAGUGGAAACGGAUUUUUACAAGUUGGUCCGGGAGAGAGAAAGUCAAAACAGCAGGUCCGGGAGAGAGAAAGUGAAAACAGCAGGUCAGGGAGAGAGAAAGUCAAAACAGCACGUCUGGGAGAGAGAAAGUCAAAACAGCACGUCUGGGAGAGAGAAAGUCAAAACAGCAGGUCAGGGAGAGAGAAAGUCAAAACAGCAGGUCAGGGAGAGAGAAAGUCAAAACAGCAGGUCAGGGAGAGAGAAAGUCAAAACAGCAGGUCUGGGAGAGAGAAAGUCAAAACAGCAGGUCAGGGAGAGAGAAAGUCAAAACAGCAGGUCAGGGAGAGAGAAAGUCAAAACAGCAGGUCUGGGAGAGAGAAAGUCAAAACAGCAGGUCAGGGAGAAAGUCAAAACAGCAGGUCUGGGAGAGAGAAAGUCAAAACAGCAGGUCUGGGAGAGAGAAAGUCAAAACAGCAGGUCUGGGAGAGAGAAAGUCAAAACAGCAGGUCAGGGAGAAAGUCAAAACAGCAGGUCUGGGAGAGAGAAAGUCAAAACAGCAGGUCCGGGAGAGAGAAAGUCAAAACAGCAGGUCCGGGAGAGAGAAAGUCAAAACAGCAGGUCCGGGAGAGAGAAAGUGAAAACAGCAGGUCAGGGAGAGAGAAAGUGAAAACAGCAGGUCAGGGAGAGAGAAAGUCAAAACAGCACGUCUGGGAGAGAGAAAGUCAAAACAGCAGGUCCGGGAGAGAGAAAGUCAAAACAGCAGGUCAGGGAGAGAGAAAGUCAAAACAGCAGGUCAGGGAGAGAGAAAGUCAAAACAGCAGGUCAGGGAGAGAGAAAGUCAAAACAGCAGGUCCGGGAGAGAGAAAGUCAAACAGCAGGUCAGGGAGAGAGAAAGUCAAAACAGCAGGUCCGGGAGAGAGAAAGUCAAAACAGCAGGUCAGGGAGAGAGAAAGUCAAAACAGCAGGUCAGGGAGAGAGAAAGUCAAAACAGCAGGUCAGGGAGAGAGAAAGUCAAAACAGCAGGUCUGGGAGAGAGAAAGUCAAAACAGCAGGUCUGGGAGAGAGAAAGUCAAAACAGCAGGUCUGGGAGAGAGAAAGUCAAAACAGCAGGUCCGGGAGAGAGGAAGUCAAAACAGCAGGUCCGGGAGAGAGAAAGUCAAAACAGCAGGUCCGGGAGAGAGAAAGUGAAAACAGCAGGUCAGGGAGAGAGAAAGUGAAAACAGCAGGUCAGGGAGAGAGAAAGUCAAAACAGCACGUCUGGGAGAGAGAAAGUCAAAACAGCAGGUCAGGGAGAGAGGAAGUCAAAACAGCAGGUCAGGGAGAGAGAAAGUCAAAACAGCAGGUCUGGGAGAGAGAAAGUCAAAACAGCAGGUCAGGGAGAAAGUCAAAACAGCAGGUCUGGGAGAGAGAAAGUCAAAACAGCAGGUCUGGGAGAGAGAAAGUCAAAACAGCAGGUCCGGGAGAGAGGAAGUCAAAACAGCAGGUCCGGGAGAGAGAAAGUCAAAACAGCAGGUCCGGGAGAGAGAAAGUGAAAACAGCAGGUCAGGGAGAGAGAAAGUGAAAACAGCAGGUCAGGGAGAGAGAAAGUCAAAACAGCACGUCUGGGAGAGAGAAAGUCAAAACAGCAGGUCAGGGAGAGAGGAAGUCAAAACAGCAGGUCAGGGAGAGAGAAAGUCAAAACAGCAGGUCUGGGAGAGAGAAAGUCAAAACAGCAGGUCAGGGAGAAAGUCAAAACAGCAGGUCUGGGAGAGAGAAAGUCAAAACAGCAGGUCUGGGAGAGAGAAAGUCAAAACAGCAGGUCAGGGAGAGAGAAAGUCAAAACAGCAGGUCUGGGAGAGAGAAAGUCAAAACAGCAGGUCAGGGAGAGAGAAAGUCAAAACAGCAGGUCUGGGAGAGAGAAAGUCAAAACAGCAGGUCCGGGAGAGAGAAAGUGAAAACAGCAGGUCAGGGAGAGAGAAAGUGAAAACAGCAGGUCAGGGAGAGAGAAAGUGAAAACAGCAGGUCAGGGAGAGAGAAAGUCAAAACAGCACGUCUGGGAGAGAGAAAGUCAAAACAGCAGGUCAGGGAGAGAGAAAGUCAAAACAGCAGGUCAGGGAGAGAGAAAGUCAAAACAGCAGGUCAGGGAGAGAGAAAGUCAAAACAGCAGGUCAGGGAGAGAGAAAGUCAAAACAGCAUGUCUGGGAGAGAGAAAGUCAAAACAGCAGGUCAGCGAGAGAGAAAGUCAAAACAGCAGGUCAGGGAGAGAGAAAGUCAAAACAGCAGGUCAGGGAGAGAGAAAGUCAAAACAGCAGGUCAGGGAGAGAGAAAGUCAAAACAGCAGGUCUGGGAGAGAGAAAGUCAAAACAGCAGGUCAGGGAGAGAGAAAGUCAAAACAGCAGGUCAGGGAGAGAGAAAGUCAAAACAGCAGGUCAGGGAGAGAGAAAGUCAAAACAGUAGGUCUGGGAGAGAGAAAGUCAAAACAGCAGGUCAGGGAGAAAGUCAAAACAGCAGGUCUGGGAGAGAGAAAGUCAAAACAGCAGGUCUGGGAGAGAGAAAGUCAAAACAGCAGGUCAGGGAGAGAGAAAGUCAAAACAGCAGGUCAGGGAGAAAGUCAAAACAGCAGGUCUGGGAGAGAGAAAGUCAAAACAGCAGGUCCGGGAGAGAGAAAGUCAAAACAGCAGGUCAGGGAGAGAGAAAGUCAAAACAGCAGGUCCGGGAGAGAGAAAGUCAAAACAGCAGGUCCGGGAGAGAGAAAAUCAAAACAGCAGGUCAGGGAGAGAGAAAGUCAAAACAGCAGUUCCGGGAGAGAGAAAGUGAAAACAGCAGGUCAGGGAGAGAGAAAGUGAAAACAGCAGGUCAGGGAGAGAGAAAGUCAAAACAGCACGUCUGGGAGAGAGAAAGUCAAAACAGCAGGUCAGGGAGAGAGAAAGUCAAAACAGCAGGUCAGGGAGAGAGAAAGUCAAAACAGCAGGUCAGGGAGAGAGAAAGUCAAAACAGCAGGUCAGGGAGAGAGAAAGUCAAAACAGCACGUCUGGGAGAGAGAAAGUCAAAACAGCAGGUCAGCGAGAGAGAAAGUCAAAACAGCAGGUCAGGGAGAGAGAAAGUCAAAACAGCAGGUCCGGGAGAGAGAAAGUCAAAACAGCAGGUCAGGGAGAGAGAAAGUCAAAACAGCAGGUCCGGGAGAGAGAAAGUCAAAACAGCAGGUCAGGGAGAGAGAAAGUCAAAACAGCAGGUCAGGGAGAGAGAAAGUCAAAACAGCAGGUCUGGGAGAGAGAAAGUCAAAACAGCAGGUCAGGGAGAAAGUCAAAACAGCAGGUCUGGGAGAGAGAAAGUCAAAACAGCAGGUCUGGGAGAGAGAAAGUCAAAACAGCAGGUCUGGGAGAGAGAAAGUCAAAACAGCAGGUCCGGGAGAGAGGAAGUCAAAACAGCAGGUCCGGGAGAGAGAAAGUCAAAACAGCAGGUCCGGGAGAGAGAAAGUGAAAACAGCAGGUCAGGGAGAGAGAAAGUGAAAACAGCAGGUCAGGGAGAGAGAAAGUCAAAACAGCACGUCUGGGAGAGAGAAAGUCAAAACAGCACGUCUGGGAGAGAGAAAGUCAAAACAGCAGGUCAGGGAGAGAGGAAGUCAAAACAGCAGGUCAGGGAGAGAGAAAGUCAAAACAGCAGGUCUGGGAGAGAGAAAGUCAAAACAGCAGGUCAGGGAGAAAGUCAAAACAGCAGGUCUGGGAGAGAGAAAGUCAAAACAGCAGGUCUGGGAGAGAGAAAGUCAAAACAGCAGGUCCGGGAGAGAGGAAGUCAAAACAGCAGGUCCGGGAGAGAGAAAGUCAAAACAGCAGGUCCGGGAGAGAGAAAGUGAAAACAGCAGGUCAGGGAGAGAGAAAGUGAAAACAGCAGGUCAGGGAGAGAGAAAGUCAAAACAGCACGUCUGGGAGAGAGAAAGUCAAAACAGCAGGUCAGGGAGAGAGGAAGUCAAAACAGCAGGUCAGGGAGAGAGAAAGUCAAAACAGCAGGUCUGGGAGAGAGAAAGUCAAAACAGCAGGUCAGGGAGAAAGUCAAAACAGCAGGUCUGGGAGAGAGAAAGUCAAAACAGCAGGUCUGGGAGAGAGAAAGUCAAAACAGCAGGUCAGGGAGAGAGAAAGUCAAAACAGCAGGUCUGGGAGAGAGAAAGUCAAAACAGCAGGUCAGGGAGAGAGAAAGUCAAAACAGCAGGUCUGGGAGAGAGAAAGUCAAAACAGCAGGUCCGGGAGAGAGAAAGUGAAAACAGCAGGUCAGGGAGAGAGAAAGUGAAAACAGCAGGUCAGGGAGAGAGAAAGUGAAAACAGCAGGUCAGGGAGAGAGAAAGUCAAAACAGCACGUCUGGGAGAGAGAAAGUCAAAACAGCAGGUCAGGGAGAGAGAAAGUCAAAACAGCAGGUCAGGGAGAGAGAAAGUCAAAACAGCAGGUCAGGGAGAGAGAAAGUCAAAACAGCAGGUCAGGGAGAGAGAAAGUCAAAACAGCAUGUCUGGGAGAGAGAAAGUCAAAACAGCAGGUCAGCGAGAGAGAAAGUCAAAACAGCAGGUCAGGGAGAGAGAAAGUCAAAACAGCAGGUCAGGGAGAGAGAAAGUCAAAACAGCAGGUCAGGGAGAGAGAAAGUCAAAACAGCAGGUCUGGGAGAGAGAAAGUCAAAACAGCAGGUCAGGGAGAGAGAAAGUCAAAACAGCAGGUCAGGGAGAGAGAAAGUCAAAACAGCAGGUCAGGGAGAGAGAAAGUCAAAACAGUAGGUCUGGGAGAGAGAAAGUCAAAACAGCAGGUCAGGGAGAAAGUCAAAACAGCAGGUCUGGGAGAGAGAAAGUCAAAACAGCAGGUCUGGGAGAGAGAAAGUCAAAACAGCAGGUCAGGGAGAGAGAAAGUCAAAACAGCAGGUCAGGGAGAAAGUCAAAACAGCAGGUCUGGGAGAGAGAAAGUCAAAACAGCAGGUCCGGGAGAGAGAAAGUCAAAACAGCAGGUCAGGGAGAGAGAAAGUCAAAACAGCAGGUCCGGGAGAGAGAAAGUCAAAACAGCAGGUCCGGGAGAGAGAAAAUCAAAACAGCAGGUCAGGGAGAGAGAAAGUCAAAACAGCAGUUCCGGGAGAGAGAAAGUGAAAACAGCAGGUCAGGGAGAGAGAAAGUGAAAACAGCAGGUCAGGGAGAGAGAAAGUCAAAACAGCACGUCUGGGAGAGAGAAAGUCAAAACAGCAGGUCAG
Salvelinus fontinalis (brook trout) is the source of this 6598-nucleotide messenger RNA. Its product is annotated as trichohyalin-like. Bases 3575 to 5233 code for a protein of 552 amino acids. NCBI's taxonomy places the organism in Eukaryota, Metazoa, Chordata, Actinopteri, Salmoniformes, Salmonidae. The transcript has 2 exons. The record is from RefSeq and is a predicted model, not a curated record.